Spea bombifrons (plains spadefoot toad) is the source of this 3831-nucleotide messenger RNA. RefSeq names its product cartilage intermediate layer protein (gene CILP). The record is from RefSeq and is a predicted model, not a curated record. The coding region runs from base 114 to 3644 and encodes 1176 amino acids. NCBI's taxonomy places the organism in Eukaryota, Metazoa, Chordata, Amphibia, Anura, Pelobatidae. The transcript has 9 exons.
GAGAACACAGCUCUGUGGGACUGUUGGAAACACAUACGCUACAUUGGUGAUCAGAUCGAGUACUGACUGCUGCACACUGAGUGUGGUUGAAGAUAGGACACACCAGGAUUAAGAUGAAAUCUGGUCUUCUCGCCUGUCUACUGUUCUUGGAGGUGGUCUGCAUAUCUGGACAAGGUUCCCAGAAACAAGAUGCUGUGUUAAGUCAGUCUAAAAGAAGAAUAAGAGUGGGGAAGAAGACUGUUGGCUCUUUGGCAAUAAUCAAGGCAGAUGAGCUUCAGGAAUGGACCACCUGGUUUAACAUUGAUCACCCAGGAGGCAAUGGGGACUACGAGCGUUUGGAUGCUAUUAGAUUCUACUACCCUAAUCGAGUAUGCCAGAAACCUCUCCGCAUGGAAGCGCGCACUACAGAAUGGGUACCAGCAGGGAAGACCGGAGAAGUGGUGCACUACAGCCUGACAAAAGGAUUCUGGUGCAUCAAUAAAGAACAAGUGGAGGGCAGGAACUGCUCCAACUAUUCCGUUCGCUUUCUGUGCCCUGUGGUUAUAGCACCCUCUGUUCUAAAAGAGUCUUGGUCGGAAUGGUCAAAGUGGAGUGAAUGUUCGGCCAAAUGUGGAGAGAGUGGGAUGCAGACACGGAGGAGGUCCUGUCUAGCAGAAGACAACUGGCAGGAGCACUGUAAUGGUCCAACAGAGGAGGGACGCAGGUGUACUGGGAGCUCCUGUGCAGCCUGUGAUAUCAGCUGUCCCAUAGGUCAAGUAAGUGCGGACUGCAGUAUUUGUGUGUGUAAGAAUCACAUCUUGUACGGCAUAGCUACACUUCAAGAUGGCGCACCUGCAGCAGAAGUCAAAGUCUAUGUCAUAGGGAAGAAACCCAAACUGGAAGCAGUAUCUGAUCUGCAGGGGAGGUUCCAAGUAGAGCGAGUGUGUCCGAACAGCACCCUGCAGCUGAAACUGGAAAAGUAUGCUGUGAUCAAUGUAAAAGUGCCUCUCAGCAAUGGAACAUCUUCAUCCAUCAAAGUAUCAUUCAAGAGAAAAGAAAAACCUUAUAUGGUGGAGAAUCCAGAAAGUAAAGUGAGGAGAAUAGGGCAGAGUGUGACAUUCUGCUGCACAGCUGAAGGAGAGUCACCUGCGGAGCAGUACCUCUGGUACCAUAACGGAACCUUGCUGAACCAGAACACAUUCAAACAAAGCAACCAGCUGAUCCUACGGAAGCUGCAGAUGAACCAAGCUGGUGAAUACUACUGCAAAGCUAAGAAUGAGGCAGGAUUUGUGAAAUCCCAGCCGGCCAGACUUACACUUAUUGCUAAUCGAGAUCUUCCUUGCAAUCCAAACCCCGAAUAUCAUGUAAUCCGGCUUCCCCAUGACUGUUUCCAAACUUCUACUAAUUCUUUCUACUACAAUGUGGGCAAGUGUCCCUCCAGUGCUUGCCCUGGGGAUCUGGACAAUGGACUCAGGUGCAAAGACACAGUGCCCUACUGCUGUGGAAUUGCAAAAACAGAAGUCAAAGAGAUUGCAUGUCAGGGUUAUACACUUCCCGUUAAGGUGGCUGUGGAAUGUGGUUGCCAAAAGUGCACCGAAACCAAAAUAAUUGUUAGAGGGAGAGCAAUUGCAGCUGAUACCGGCGAGCCAUUGCGUUUCGGUCACAUUUACAUGGGAAAUUCCAGAGUUAGUAUGACUGGUUAUAAAGGCACUUUCUCAAUCCACGUGCCUGCAGAAACAGAAAGGCUGGUUCUUACUUUUGUUGACCGACUUCAGAAGUUUGUAAACACAACCAAAGUGCUUCCAUUCAACAAAAAAGGGGGUGCUGUGUUCCACGAUGUGCAUGUUCUCAGGAAGAAAAAACCAGUGACACUAGAUUCUACAAAGACAAAUCAGAUAUCUUUAGGUGAAGUAGAAAACACCGACCCUAUAGCUGAGCUGGAAAUUCCACCAAAUUCUUUCUACAGACAAAACGGAGAAGCCUACAAUGGAAAAGUGAAGGCAAGUGUCACAUUUUUGGACCCACGGAACAUAUCAACAGCCACUGCUGCACAAAGUGACCUGAACUUUGUCAAUGAUGAAGGAGACACCAUGCCACUGCACUCCUAUGGGAUGUUUUCUGUGGACUUUACAGACGAAGAGGCCAAAGAAAGUCUAAAUGCAGGUGCAGUUAAAGUGUAUCUUGAUUCUACACAAGUGAAAGUGCCUGGGCACCUUGAACAAAUGAAACUGUGGUCCCUGAACCCAUUAACUGGAUUAUGGGAAGAAGAAGGUGACUUCUUGAAAAAGGGAGUUAGACGUGGAAAAAGAGAGGAGAGAACUUUCCUUGUUGGAAACAUGGAAAUCAGAGAAAGACGGCUGUUUAAUCUAGAUGUCCCUGAAUCCAGGAGAUGCUAUGUCAAGGUACGUGCAUACAGGAGUGAAAGGUUUCUGCCAAGUGAACAAGCUGAAGGUGUGGUGGUGAACCUGAUCAAUAUGGAACCCGUGUCAGGAUUUGCAUCCAACCCCAGAGCUUGGGGCCGUUUUGACAGCGCCAUAACAGGUCCUAAUGGUGCAUGUUUGCCAGCGUUUUGUGAUGAUAGAAACCCAGAUGCAUACUCAGCAUUUGUAACAGCCACCUUAGGAGGAGAAGAACUAGAAGCAGUAGAAUCUUCUCCUAAAUUUAACCCAAAUAUAAUUGGUGUUCCGCAGCCCUACUUAAACAAACUAAAUUAUAGAAGAACAGAUCAUGAUGACCCCAAAGUCAAAAAGACAGCUUUUAGCAUUAACGUAGCUAAGCCAAAUCCAAAUGCUGCUGAGGAAAGCAAUGGUCCUGUCUAUGCUUAUGACAAACUACGAGAGUGUGAGGAAGCACCAUACAAUGCUGCACAUUUUAGGUUUUACAGAGUGGAAGGAGAUAGAUAUGAUUACAACACCGUGUCCUUCGAUGAGGAUGACCCUAUGAGUUGGACUGCUGACUACUUAGCAUGGUGGCCCAAACCUAUGGAAUAUCGAGCUUGUUACAUGAAAGUUAAAAUUGUUGGUCCUCAAGAGAUAAUUGUAAGGUCUCGAAAUAUGGGUGGUACUCACCCACAAACAGUGGGUCAGCUAUAUGGCAUUAGAGAUGUACGGAGUAUAAGAGACAUGGAAGAACCCAAUGUCUCCACAGCAUGUGUUGAGUUCAAAUGUAGUGGCAUGCUGUAUGACCAGGAUAGAGUGGAUCGCACUCUAGUGAAGAUUGUUCCACAAGGAAGCUGCCGAAGAGAAUCCAUAAACAGCAUGCUGCAUGAAUACCUUGUCAAUCACCUACCAAUGGCAGUCAAUAAUGAUACCAAUGAGUACACAAUGCUGGCUCCCCUUGAUCCACUUGGCCAUAACUAUGGCAUCUACACUGUCACGGACCAAGACCCUAGAACAGCCAAGGAGAUAGCUCUUGGUAGAUGUUUUGAUGGAACUUCUGAUGGUUCCUCAAGAGUAAUGAAGAGUACCGUGGGUGUAGCUCUUAAUUUUAAUUGUCUGGAGAAGGAUCUAGGACAGCAGAGUGUAUUUCGUGGGAACGGUCUGGCUGCUUCAAGUGUCGCCAGAGAGGGUGGCAGAAUUGGGAGACAGCAAAGAGCAAGUAGAGCAAGUAGUAGGUCCAGGCAGGUGAGCAGAAUAACUUCUUUGCCAACACAAAGACAAGGUUAACGCAUACCUUCUCAAAAACACAAAUAAAAGUGUCAGUACAUUGGAUAAUUACUAUAUCUUAAAACUCCUACCGUAUGUUUUUUUUAAAAGAAGUACAGCAAGUAAAAAGGAUUAGGCAUUCCUCAACAACCAGAUUGUACUGUAUAUACAUGUAGCACAUAUAAUAAUAAACUGUUCUGCACAUCAA